Chrysochloris asiatica (Cape golden mole) is the source of this 535-nucleotide messenger RNA. RefSeq names its product 40S ribosomal protein S15a-like. Gene Ontology annotation, molecular function: structural constituent of ribosome. The record is from RefSeq and is a predicted model, not a curated record. Gene Ontology annotation, biological process: translation. NCBI's taxonomy places the organism in Eukaryota, Metazoa, Chordata, Mammalia, Afrosoricida, Chrysochloridae. The coding region runs from base 97 to 489 and encodes 130 amino acids. Gene Ontology annotation, cellular component: cytosolic small ribosomal subunit; ribosome. The transcript is spliced from 5 exons.
CUCUUUCCGCCAUUUUUCUCUGCCGGUGAGUAGCUACCUCUGAGCGUUCCAACACCAUCCGCUGGCAAUCGGCGCCAUCCUGCUGUCUGAGCCAUCAUGGUGCGCAUGAAUGUCUUGGCCGACGCUCUUAAGAGCAUCAAUAAUGCUGAGAAGAGGGGUAAACGCCAGGUUCUUAUCCGGCCGUGCUCCAAAGUCAUCGUUCGGUUCCUGACAGUGAUGAUGAAGCAUGGUUACAUUGGUGAAUUUGAAAUCAUUGAUGAUCACAGAGCUGGGAAAAUCGUUGUGAACCUCACUGGCAGGUUAAACAAGUGUGGCGUGAUCAGCCCUCGGUUUGAUGUGCAGCUGAAAGACCUAGAAAAAUGGCAGAAUAAUCUGCUCCCGUCCCGUCAGUUUGGUUUCAUUGUACUGACGACCUCAGCUGGCAUCAUGGACCAUGAGGAAGCAAGACGAAAACACACAGGAGGGAAAAUCCUGGGAUUCUUUUUCUAGGGAUGUAAUACAUUCAAAUAAAAUGCCUCAAUGGACUCUGCUGUUU